Molecule: messenger RNA, 426 nt
Organism: Penicillium alfredii
Lineage: Eukaryota; Fungi; Ascomycota; Eurotiomycetes; Eurotiales; Aspergillaceae
Product: putative toxin biosynthesis protein
Exons: 1
Coding region: 1-426 (141 amino acids)
Source: RefSeq, a predicted model, not a curated record
AUGUAUCCAGAUGAUAUCGACGACUUCCCAUUCUACCACCCAGAGCCUCGACAGAUAUUAGAGCGUCUGCCCGACUUCAAGCCUGGUGUCCUUCAUGUGUUUGGCAGUGAAUCGGCAUUAUCCAGUCCGUCUACACGGCUGCAAAGAACGGUGGAUACUGGCACGGGUGUGGGUGGUAGUGCGGGUGCAUCUAAAGAACGAGCCAAAGAACUUGUGCUUUCCUGUGGGCAUCUUGUUCCCAUGGAGCGUGUUCAAGAAACUGCACAGACAAGUGCAGAUUUCAUUGAUUCUGAGUUGGCUAUGUGGGAGAUUCGCACGUCGCGUUUCUUGAAUGCCUGGGCGGCGGUUCCUCACCAUGAACGGGUUGCUAUUGAUGAACAGUGGAAUGCUUGUAUUGGUUCCUGGCCCCAAAAGGAGAGGCUAUGA